Messenger RNA from Opisthorchis viverrini, 2533 nucleotides. RefSeq lists its product as hypothetical. Lineage: Eukaryota; Metazoa; Platyhelminthes; Trematoda; Opisthorchiida; Opisthorchiidae. The transcript is spliced from 11 exons. The record is from RefSeq and is a predicted model, not a curated record. Gene Ontology annotation, molecular function: ATP binding; ATP hydrolysis activity. The coding region runs from base 1 to 2409 and encodes 802 amino acids.
AUGGUUGACUGUUGGGUCUACAUUUUCGACCGGUCGGAGCUUGGCUCGAUGCUGGACUGGCAGGCCGCCCGUUAUUCUGACCAAUGGCAUUCACUUCAAGCCUAUUGGUCGUUACAGCGCAUUGUUGUGGCUGAUAAGGCGGUUGUGGUGUUGGCUUGCCCUCGGCACAGAUGCAUACUCUCCCCAUUCCUUUUUAACUUCGUGAUCGAUGCAAUAAUGAGACGAACGCUGGAGGGUCUUCAAAACCCUGGUGUUCAAAUAGCCUGCGAGGAAAACCUUGUCGAUCUGGAAUAUGCAGACGACGUCGUUCUCAUGUUCGAAGAGGAGGAAAAGGCGCAAGUAUUCUUGGAUGAACUGACAAAAGUCAUCCCGUCCUUUGGAAUUUUGCAGGAAAAUGCCGAACAUUUUGAUUGUGAAGGUGAUGUGCACGAUGCGAUUGGUGGUCUUCUGAGUAGCUUUUCCACUGAGGUGUCUGAGAAAGAAGUGGACGAGUUGUGUUCCAGGAUCUAUGCGUUGAUGAGUUCGCAGAAUUUCAAGGACCAUGAGCAGACAUUAGAUGCUCCUGUACAUAUGGCCACCUUACUUGAUAACUUCUCCGACAAGGUCGCGGACAACAAUAGCAUUUGGAUGGCAAAGCGUGAUAUGUCUUCCGUGGUGGACCUCAAGAAGCUCGAGAAGGCUGAGGCCAAACUUAAAGAAAAGCAAGAGAAAAAAGGAUUGAACUCAAGAACUGUUGGAUCUUGUAGCACUAAUUCCAUAAAAUCUCUGGACAACGGGGAGGACGUCGCCACUGUUAGUCAGCAGAUCGAUAGACGCGACGUUCACUCAACUGUGGAUUCUUCUGGUCGAUUUGUUGGUGAUAUUCGGAUAGAAAACUUUGAUGUCUGUUAUGGAAGCAGGCGAGAUUUCCAGCUCCCACCUGGAUUACGGGUUCUCCAUGUGGAACAAGAAAUACCCGGCGAUUCAACGCCCGCGUUGGAUAGUGUGGUGCAAGCUGAUACAGAAAGAACCGCGCUGCUUUCCCAGUUGGCACAGCUGAAAGCAUGUGUUUCUUCAAACGGUUUAUCGGUACCGAGUGACAGUGCAACGGAGGAAGAAAAGAAAUAUGGCCAUCUCUUGGCGGAAGUUUACUCUCGACUGGCAGCCAUCGAGGCAGACAAGGCCCCAGCACGUGCGGCAGUCAUUCUCCAUGGCUUGGGCUUCAAUCCAGAGAUGCAGAAACGUCCAACCAAGGAAUUCUCAGGUGGCUGGCGGAUGCGGCUCUCUCUGGCACAGGCACUGUUCGCAAAGCCUGACCUGCUGUUACUCGACGAACCAACCAAUAUGCUUGACAUGCGUGCUUUGAUUUGGUUGGAAGAAUAUCUACGGUCCUCAUCAAACAUAAUGGUCAUCGUAUCUCAUGACCGCUCGUUUCUGAAUAAUGUGGCAACGGACAUUAUUCAUCUAACCUCCCGCCGACUCGAUGUCUAUCGUGGUAACUAUGAUGCGUUUGAACAAGCGCGUGCGGACCGUCUCCUUGCACAGCAACGUGAAUAUGAGGCGCAACAGGCCGAACGCGCACACAUUCAGCAAUUUAUCGACAAAUUUCGGUACAAGGCUAACCAUGCCCGGCUCGUUCAAAGUAGAGUGAAAAUGUUGGAACGUCUUCCGCAACUUGCAAUGCCGGAGAAAGAUCCGAAAAUCACCAUUCACUUGCCUAUCUGUGAUAAACUAUCCUCACCUGUCCUACAGCUUGACGAAGUUUGCUUCCACUACGUACCGGAAAAACCGAUCCUGUAUAAAGUCGACCUCAGUAUCUCUUCGGACUCCCGGAUCUGCAUUGUGGGAGAAAAUGGCGCGGGAAAGACAACACUAUUGCGCGUCCUCUUGGGGCAACUUGAACCAACCUCUGGUAUGCGUCACACACAUCGUGGUCUCCGUGUGGGCUACUUUAGUCAGCAUCAUGUGGACCAAUUAGAUUUGAGCUUAAACAGCUUGGAAUUUCUGAUGCGAAAAUUCCCCAGUCAAAAUGAGCAGACCUAUCGCUCUCAGCUGGCAGGAUUUAACAUCACGGACAUGUUGGCUCUUCAACCUAUCGGUAGUCUUUCGGGUGGGCAGAAGUCACGUGUUGCUUUUGCUGCCAUGUGCAUGUCCAAUCCUAAUCUUUUGGUUUUGGACGAGCCCACCAACCACCUGGAUGUGGAAACUAUUGGAGCUCUCUCGGAUGCUCUCAGAUCUUUCCAAGGCGGUGUUGUUUUAGUUUCCCACGACGAACGUCUCAUCGAAACCGUGUGCAACGAAGUCUGGGUAUGCACGCGAAUGGGUAAGGAUGUGGAUGGAACUAAAGGCAGUCGCGUUUACGCGCUCACGGACGGGUUGCAGCAGUACAAGAAAGCGGUUCGCAUGGAAUUGGAAGAAUUGACCAAAUAGGAAUGGUAUAUGAUUUCUGCAAUGUGAAACAAACUGAUACCUGUCUUCCACCAACUCAGUUGUCGUGUACAGCACUUCGAAUCAAAAUUGAACAUGGUUUCUAAUAUAGCAUGACUUGCACCUG